Hibiscus syriacus is the source of this 953-nucleotide messenger RNA. RefSeq lists its product as uncharacterized. The coding region runs from base 61 to 927 and encodes 288 amino acids. The transcript has a single exon. NCBI's taxonomy places the organism in Eukaryota, Viridiplantae, Streptophyta, Magnoliopsida, Malvales, Malvaceae. The record is from RefSeq and is a predicted model, not a curated record.
AGUGCCUAUGCUGUCCAAUAUAACAAGGGAAACAAAGAGAGAAACACAAACAAGACAGCCAUGAGAGGACGAGAAACCAAAGGAGUACCUUCAGCAGAUUUGCUAGUAUGUCUACCGUCUCGAGCCCGUUUAACAUUGGUGCGGAAGCCAAUUUGUAGCCCCACGAGACCAUCGGAAUCCAACAAGCACCACCGCAAUCACCAACAUCACCUCCAUUACCACCGCCGUCUCCUCAAGAAAUCAAGCACCAGAAAGGGUAGUGGAGCUGGGAGCCACUCCAGCCCUUUGCUUUGGGCUAGAGACAAGCAAAUAGGACCCGACAGUACCGAACCAACCUCCCCAAAAGUCACCUGUUCAGGGCAGAUCAAAGUCGGUUCUAAAACAAGUUCAUGCAAAACCUGGCAAUCAGUCAUGGAAGAGAUUGAGAAAAUUCACAACAGCAGGCAUCGUAAAAGGAGGCCAAGUUGGGUGGAGUCCUUUGGUUUCAAGAAAGAAGUCGUGCAAUUCUUAACGUGUUUGCGGGGCAUUCGUUUCGAUUUUCGAUGCUUCGGCUCUUUUCCCCGAUCCGACAUCACUUCUGAUGACGAAGAUGAAGAUGAAGAAUACCAAGAAAAUCGCGACCAUGAAGAUGAGGACGAGACCUCAGGAGCCAUAUUUUCCAAAUGGCUCAUGGUGCUGCAAGAGAAUCACGACAACGGGGUUUAUAGAGAAGAAGAGACGAGGGUCCACGAUCCUGUUGUUGAUGAUGAUGAAGCUGCAAUUCCACCUCCGAAUGCACUCUUGCUUAUGCGUUCUAGGUCUGCUCCUGCUAUUGCUAAGGCCAGGCAAGAAGAGAAUGAGGAAGAUGAGAACAAAACAAACAAGUUGGAUCCAUUAAUGGAAGAAAAAAGAGAGCUUGGUGGUGACGGGAUACGAGUACGACUGUGAUUUCUACAAAAUUUCAACUGAAAUUG